Molecule: messenger RNA, 1129 nt
Organism: Dichomitus squalens LYAD-421 SS1
Lineage: Eukaryota; Fungi; Basidiomycota; Agaricomycetes; Polyporales; Polyporaceae
Exons: 6
Coding region: 20-1129 (369 amino acids)
Biological process (GO): maturation of 5.8S rRNA from tricistronic rRNA transcript (SSU-rRNA, 5.8S rRNA, LSU-rRNA); nuclear-transcribed mRNA catabolic process, RNase MRP-dependent
Cellular component (GO): ribonuclease MRP complex
Molecular function (GO): rRNA primary transcript binding
Source: RefSeq, a predicted model, not a curated record
ACUGCGCACGUCUCAGACAAUGCCACCGCGUCGCCAUGUACCAUCGCCCUCUCCGAAAUGCUUCCCAAGAUAUGCUCUUGAGCCUGGUCUCCAUCCGGCGGUUGACGCCGUCCUCAAGCAGCUCAAGGCAUGCUCGCGCAGACUCCAAGCAGCCCUUGUCAGUCAUCGCACCGAACUCCAAGUUUUGGAACGGCUAUAUUACAAGGGAAAGAACCAGCAUCGAACAGCUCUAUUUUGGCAGCGGGUUGCUGAGAUGAGAAAGCUUGGUGAGCGUCUGGACGAAAUGCAUAUGGACGACGUAGUGGAAAGCCUGCGACUGUCGUACUGGGGCGAACCGUCCGUACGGACCACAAAGCUCUUGAAAGGUCCGUGGACGCACUAUCCGGACGCGAAACUAUCACUAUUCGUUCUGGAGAGGUGCUCCGCGUGCUGCACGCUGAUUGACAGAUCUCGAGAACGGCUACUGUCUGCAUAUGAGUCCUUUACCCUCAUGAUGCAGACAGGCGCAUUUCUUCAGUUGGUCCUCACGCUGGCUGCUAUCGCAUCGCGAAUGAGCCUCCUUCUAUCCGAGGUGAGAGCUGUGCUCCAGAAUACUUGGUUCGCCAGCUACACGGCCUUGCAAACGUUGCAACUAUCCGAAGCGCAAAAGGUGAGAAAGUUUGUCAAGGCCAACGAGGAGGAGCUUGUGGGAUCUACUCCCAUACUGUCCAACACCACUUCAAGAGCCAUUAGCAAGGUCCCCGCUCCCGCUGAGGCUAUGGACGAAGACGUCGGAAGCGCAUUAGUCCGUACCACCACAGUACAUCCCCAGGAAGAUAUGAUACCGGCCGUGGUGUCGCUCCCAUCUGCCAACGAACCGCUGUCGCUAGACUCCGACGAGAAAGAGCGGGUCGACUUCACAACGUUUUCCCUCUCGAGCGAGCUUGAAGUCGGCCGAGCAACGCGUGUAAGACAUACAGCGGGUUCUGUCACGUCGUCGCAUGUUCCCACCGUUACGUCAGUCUCAACUGCUGAGAACACAGACAAUGGCGCGAAACGGAAGAAGAGCGACGCCGAAGCUGUGUCUGUUAAACCUGCGAAAAAGAAGAAAAAGAAGCGAGACGAGAUCGACGACAUUUUUGGAUUCUAG